CAUCGUUGCUGUUGUGUUGUGGAAGUUAUUCAGCGGCUUAUUUUGACGGCAGGGCUGGUGGCGAUCGCAUCCAAGGUCCCUGGUGGCCAUGGGCGAUCAAGAGUCAACUGCUGCCCCCAGCCUUGCAUACAUCUAUGUUCUGGACAAGAAAGCUGAGUUGAAUACUCAGUCGACAGAUAUUGCGACUAAGGGCUUCACAAGGGUGGAGAGCAACCAGCAUGCAAGCUGUCCUGGGCGAGAAACGAACGGUAACGGACUCAGGAGAGAAGAAGAGGUUCAGCAGCAACCUGCUGCCCGUUACACUGCCGCUCUGCUCAAAAGCACUCUUCUAUUGAUGGGGUGCAAACCCAGGGUUGCUCACAAGGCAAGCAAAAGUCUCUUCGAGAGUAUGGCCAAGAAGCUGAGAGGAGCUGCAGCAGACGAUGGAUAUGACACAACAAAAUUAACAAUAGAUGCCACUGCUGGAUCAAACGGGACCAACGACAUGCUACAUAGCAAGGAUGGCCUGAUCUGGACCCAUGCCCUUCAAAUACUCAACCUGGACGGCCGAGUCGGGGUUCUCCCUGGCAGGAAAGCCACGGUGAGCUUGUACAGGGAGGAGUGGGAGCGGCUGGUUAUGGAGCAGAUCAGGGAGUACACCGACAAGCUGCUCGCCAGCGAAGAUUUCAGCCUGGCAUGCAGUAUCCGGGAGCAGAGGCGGAGUGUGACUGUGCUGCUGGCGGGAACGAGCGGGACAGGGAAGAGCACGCUGGCAGGGCUGCUGGCAGCCAGGCUGGGCAUCAGCACCAUCGUGUCCACCGACUCGGUGCGCAACAUGAUGCGCAGCUUCACGCCGCAGGAGGCCAACCCUCUGCUCUGGGCCUCCACCUACGAGGCACGCCCCACCCAACAUGGCUCCGCGGGCCAGCAUGUGGGGGAGUUGGAGGAGGUGCGGCCGGCGGCGGCCGCCCCGGUGGACCUGCCCGGCAAGGCAUCCACCCCACCCCCGCGCAGCAGCAGCCUCAACCAGGCCGUGAAGCAGCGCACCAUCAAGGGGUACAAGGCGCAGAGCGAGAUGGUGCUGGAGAGCUUGGAUCGGCUGAUCGGCGCGUACGAGGGGAGGAAGGAGAGCCUGGUGGUGGAGGGCGUGCACCUGUCGCUGAACAGCGUGGUGCGCCUGAUGCAGCGCCACCCCUCCAUCCUCCCCUUCCUCAUCCACAUCUCCAACGAGGCCAAGCACCGCGAGCGCUUCGCGGUGCGCGCCAAGUACAUGGCGCUGGAGCCGAGCAAGAACCGGUACGUAAAGUACAUGCGCGCGAUCCGUGCGAUCCAGGAGUACCUGGUGGCGCGCGCGCAGCGACACGCCGUUCCCUCCGUCAACAACACCAACGUCGACCGCUCCGUCGCCACCAUCCACGCCACCGUCAUCGGCUGCCUCCGCCGCCAGGCCCGGGGGGAAAGUCUGCUGGACGUGGCGAGCAAGACGACGCGGGCGGUUGCCGCGGAGUACGCGCAGUACACCGAGGCCACAUGGAGCAGCAAGGGGAUGCUGGAGGUCAUCCGCCGCAAAAUGUCCGCCGCCGCGCUCGACUCCCCCGACCGACCCUCCACAUCCACCUCAUCUCCCCUCGGGCCGCUGUCGGAGGUGGAGGAGUUCAGGGAGGCUGAUGCAGACAUCCACAGCGUCUACGAUGUGGCUGACAGUGACCUCAUGUCUUCAGACGGCGCCGAGCAGGUGGGCGGUAGCAGCGAUGAUGGUGAUGACAGCGAUGUGGGCGGGCUGCAAAUGGAGGAAGGCUCUGUGGCAGACUCUGAUGCUGAAGAGCACGAAUUUGAGGAGACGCCCUGCCAUGCAGAUGAAUAA
This is a messenger RNA of Coccomyxa subellipsoidea C-169, 1843 nucleotides long. RefSeq lists its product as hypothetical. Lineage: Eukaryota; Viridiplantae; Chlorophyta; Trebouxiophyceae; Coccomyxaceae. The coding region runs from base 89 to 1843 and encodes 584 amino acids. The record is from RefSeq and is a predicted model, not a curated record. The transcript is spliced from 10 exons.